AUGAUCCCCCGACAAGGCUAUGCGCCCACACCGCAUAGCUACGUUCCCAAUACCAGCUUUUCCGCAACAAUCAACCUAGACGAGGAAGUCAAGCUCACCAACACCCGCGCCGAGCGCGAUCUCCAAGACUCUCUCGCCGAACUCUUCAGCAUCAUCGUCACGCUAGAUGAGCUCGAGAAAGCGUUUCUAAAAGACGCCAUCCCCGAAGCAGAGUACACCGAAAUCUGCGAACGCUCCCUCCGCCAGUACAAAGCCCUCCUGGCGGACGAGACCAUUGCCGCCGAGUUCCAAGGCCUCGAGGAAUUCAAAGCAAAAUGGGAUCUCCAAGCGCCCCGUGCCACUGAACGUCUCCGCGUCGGCAUGCCCUCCACCACCGUGACCGCAUCAUCCGGCCCCGGUCCGCAGGCCUCCUCCGCCGCCAACAACACCAGCGGCGUGCUCAUCCUCGAAGCGACCCAGGAAUUCAUCACGUUCCUCGACGCCGUCAAGCUGGGCAUGCUGUCAAAGGACCAGCUGCACCCGCUGCUGUCCGAUGUGAUUCAGUCGGUGAACCGGGUCACGGAGCAGGACUUUGAGAACAGGGGCAAGAUUGUGCAGUGGCUGAUUACGCUGAACCAGAUGAAGGCUUCGGAUGAGCUGAGCGAGCAGCAGGCGAGGGAGCUGGAGCUGGACAUUCAGCAGGCGUACCAGGGGUUCAGAAGGACAUUGACCUGA
This is a messenger RNA of Pochonia chlamydosporia 170, 714 nucleotides long. RefSeq names its product vacuolar protein sorting-associated protein Vps28. The coding region runs from base 1 to 714 and encodes 237 amino acids. NCBI's taxonomy places the organism in Eukaryota, Fungi, Ascomycota, Sordariomycetes, Hypocreales, Clavicipitaceae. Gene Ontology annotation, molecular function: protein-containing complex binding. The record is from RefSeq and is a predicted model, not a curated record. The transcript is spliced from 3 exons. Gene Ontology annotation, biological process: protein transport to vacuole involved in ubiquitin-dependent protein catabolic process via the multivesicular body sorting pathway. Gene Ontology annotation, cellular component: ESCRT I complex.